Neolamprologus brichardi is the source of this 2523-nucleotide messenger RNA. RefSeq names its product C-type mannose receptor 2-like. Lineage: Eukaryota; Metazoa; Chordata; Actinopteri; Cichliformes; Cichlidae. The record is from RefSeq and is a predicted model, not a curated record.
UCUCCAGCCUCUUCAUUUGUCUGCUCUCUUCAACCACCGCAGAAGUAUCUGAGCGAAACAGCAGAAGACGGGAGCUCUCAGAGAUAAUUCGUAUCUGCAUGCAAUGGAGGAAAUAUAUUUGAAACCUGAUAACCCAACAUCUUCAACAAAUCACAGGGGUCAAAGGAGCUCUAAGAGGAGUUUCUGUUUAGUUAGUAUUCUCUCUCUUUGCCUGUUGGGUGCUUUCCUGCUGGCUAGACUGAUCACUUUUGGUAUUUACUAUCAUAACUGCUUACAUGAUUCAGCUGAUCAUCUGCCAGAAAUAAAGAAACAACUUUCUUCAAUGACUGAGGAGAGAGACCUGCUGACUGAAAAGACCAAAGAGCUGAAAACGCUGCUAUGUUUGUCCAAUCAGUACAAAACAUGUCCUGUAGGAUGGAGCAAGUUCAAUCAUAGAUGCUAUCUCCAAUCGGAAAGGUCUGAUUCGUGGGAUGCAGCCAGAAAGAACUGUACAGACGAAGAAGCCGAUCUGAUAGUCAUUGACAGCCCUGAAGAAGAGACUUUCCUCUCUACAAUCAUCAAUGAACAAACUUGGAUUGGUUUGAAUGACAAAGAACAGGAGGGAACAUGGAAAUGGGUAGAUGGUACUCCACCGACUCUGAUGUACUGGGCAUCGAGUCAACCUGAUGAUGGUGGAGAUGAGGACUGUGCUUAUGUCAGGAAUCACGGCAAAAAUUCUUGGAUGGAUUUUCGAUGUUCAGCUUCUUUUCAUUGGAUCUGUGAAAAAACACUAAACUGCAAAAAUACAUGUUCUGGAGGAUGGAGCAAAUUCAACUGUAGCUGCUAUAUCCGGUCUCAAAGCUCUGGUUCCUGGGAUGCAGCCAGAAAGGACUGCAGAGACAGAGGAGCAGACCUGGUGGUUGUUGACAGCCCUGAAAAACAGACCUUUCUCUCUACGAUCACCACAAAAAGAGUUUGGCUUGGUUUGACUGACGAAGAACAGGAGGGAACAUGGAAAUGGGUGGAUGGAACUCCACUGACUCUGUCGUACUGGGGAUCGACUCAACCUGAUAAUGGUGGAGAAGAGGACUGUGCUCAUGUCUACAGUGGUGAGGACAUGAGCAUGAAUGACCGUUCAUGCUCAACUUCUCUUAAAUGGAUCUGUGAAAAAGCACCAGACUACUGUAUCAUUUCUUGAAGAUUUUUUACUUGUUACUUCAGUGGAGACUUUUAGAGAGAAAUGAUCAAACACCAGCAUAGCUGAAUAUGUGUUUCAAUUUGGGGUUUCUCUUUGGUUUUUAUUGCAGUGUUUUAAAGUUUAGAUUUUUGUGUUUGUUAACAAAGUAUACUAACUUUGUGUUAGUCAAAUGUUACAUGAAAAUGGACAAUGAGACAAAACCUUUUGAGCAUGCAAUUUAUUGAAAACAAAGCUUAUACUGAAACAGGCUUUUUUACAGCUGAUCUAAAGUUUAGGACCACACCUCCAAAAAAAAAUCUGUAAACACCACAAAACAGAAAUCAAAGUUCCAAACAUGAACUCAGUAAUGAGUAGCUCCACCGUUAUUGUUGAUCAAUUCAAAAAUUCAUUGUGGAAUGCUUGAUACAAGCUUUUCCACGAGGUGAGUGGGAACACUUGAUGGUUGCACAAAGGGCAUCCUUCCCCAAAGGUUCUCAACUGGAUUUAGAUCAGGGAAACACACAGGAUGGUUCAAAACAGUGAUGUUAUUCUCCAGGAAAAAGUCCCUUGUCCUGCAGGCAUUGUGUACUGUAGCAUUGUCCUGUUGAAAAACCCAGUCGUUACCACAAAGAUGAGGGCCCUCAGUCAUGAGGGAUGCUCUCUGCAACAUCUGGACAUAGCCAGAGGCCACUGAAGGAAAAAGCAUCCCCCGCCACUGUGGCGCGUAGAAAACAUCUCAGGUGGGAUCUGCUUGUCAUGCCAGUAACGUUGGAAAUCAUCAGGACCAUCAAGGUUAAAUUUUUUAUCAGAGAAUACAACUUUCUUCCACCUUUCAAUAUCCCAUGUUUGGUGCUCUCUUGCAAAGUCCAAAUGGUCAGUUCUGUGGCAUUCAAGGAGAUGAGGCCUUUAGCGACAUUUUUUGUUUUUGAAGUCCUUCAGUCUCAGAUGCUGUCUGAUGGUUAUGGGGCUGCAGUCGGUAGUGAUGGCGCGCUUGAAGCUGAAGCUCCGGUGCGUGUGUCAAAAAAAAUCAACACACUGCUUCAGAAGCACUGUGUCGAAGCUUGAUUCGUUUGGCCAGAGUCACGUGAUCAGUGACGUCCGAAGCUUCAUUUAGAACCUAACUGCUUCGGUAUCUGAGUCAAUGGUUUAUAAGCAAAUGAAUCAUUCGCGGGAUUUGUGGAGCGUUUUGAUGGUGACAGAUAGCAAACCACUGAUAAUUCCACUGAAAGAUUUGGACCCAGCGAGGAAUAGAGGAGGUUCUGUUGUGUGGGAGAAUUUUGAGUUGAUUUUUGUCAAUCGGGUGGGUUUUCCAGCUUUGUGUUCUGGCCGUUUGCUUUUGUUUUGUGCACGUUUAUUUUAUCUGAAAA